AUGAGUGACCUUUCCUCGAAUGAUUAUUAUGAAAACUUGGGUGUGUCACGGACAGCAACAGCAAAGGAAGUCAAGACAGCUUACCGUAAAUUGGCUAUUAAAUAUCAUCCAGACAAAAAUCCAUCGGAUAAACUCACAGCUGAAGCCAACUUUAAAAUUGUGGGCGAGGCUUAUAACGUGCUGUCCAAUGACGACACGCGCAAAAUUUAUGAUAUUUAUGGCAAAGAAGGACUGGAGGAUGGUGCACAGCCGAUGACGAAGGAACGUGCUAUGGAAAUUUUUGAAACUUUCUUUCGUUAUGGCGAAGCAAUGGACCCAUACGCCCCCGACCGCUCGAAGGGAUUUAAACGUGCAGCCGGUGGAGUAGUCUAUGCACCUGCUAAGGGUUUUCUUUACGGUGGCAAGUCUAUUAUGGGCGGUGUGAUCAUGGGAUCUGCUGCGAUUGUGGCAGGAACUGGUGCUAUGGUCGUUAAUAUGGCUUCGGGUAUUAAAGAAAUGGGUGAAGCUGGAGUUUAUGCAGCUCGUAGGCGUAAGGGAAGCAGACAGGCUAGUGACAGUGAAUCUGAAAUUCCUGUUGCUAUGAUGGAGGACGGACCUGCUGAUAGUAAAUCUGAGGGCGACCAAAAAGUAGUGAUCAAGGUCGCCAACCAGAAGCCUACUCCCUCGUUUAUGGGAGGGUUGAAGAAAGCGACGAUUGGUGCUGUUGCGGCUCCUGUGGCGGCAAUCGUGACAGGAGGUGGUGUGCUGCUCGCAAGCGGUGUCGCGGCCGGUGGAUAUGUGGUUGGUGGCUUUGCUGGUGCUGCGACGAACGUUGCAAGUGGCGUACGUGAGGUGAAGGCUGCAAAUAAGAUGGAGAAAAAGCGCCGUGCUUCCAGUGCUGCAAGUAUCCGCGAUUCCACAUCUUCCACAAAGAGCUCACCGGCGUCAACUGCUGCCUCGACAAAAGCGGUUCCUGUAGCAGACGGAGUGUCAGUAGGAUCGGCAGCAGCCCAGACCGCGUAG
Messenger RNA from Peronospora farinosa, 1002 nucleotides. NCBI's taxonomy places the organism in Eukaryota, Oomycota, Peronosporomycetes, Peronosporales, Peronosporaceae. The record is from the annotation of a GenBank genome assembly.